GUCUUUGGUGUAGCACAUUCAAGUUGGUAGCGUCCUAGAUAUUAAGAAAAUGAGGGGGAUAUUGGUCCUCUGUGUCACUGUGACGGUGGCUUUGGCGGCUGAAACUGGGAGGUACAAUCCUCUCCAGUUCUUCACAACGUCGACGCCUAGGUAUUUAACGACUAAGUCUGACAGUGUUGGGCGUUACAACCCAGGGAAGUACGACCCUGGCCGCUACGACCCUGGUCGCUAUGACCCCGGUCGCUAUGACCCCGGACGCUAUGACGCCGGGCGUUACAGUGGUGGACGCUACGAUAGCUCUGGAAGAUACAUCCCCGAUGGGUCAGGAGCUUACAACGGGGACCGCGGCGAUCGCGGCGGCGCUGGAGGUUUCUACUCAGGCUCAAGCAGUGCGGGAGGCGCGGGAGGCGCGGGAGGCUUCUACAGUGGGGCGAGCUCCGCGGGUGGCGCGGGGGGUGCUUACACCGGCUCUGGCUCCACAGGGGGUUCGGGGGGUGUAUACACCGGUUCGAGCUCCGCUGGUAGCUCAGGCGGAUCUAACGAGAGUCAGGGCGAUUCGAACAAAUCUUCAUCUGUUAGCGGAGAUGAAAGUACUUUCACUGGAGCAGUAUCUACCACAACACAAUAUUUAACUACCACCGAAGCACCAAGACCAACAACAAUCGUCGCUCCCAGCCCUACUCCAAGUCCGAGCCCAGUUCCGGUUUUCGUGCCAACAUACAAGCCCACGCAACAACCCUACGUCGCUCCUCCAAACAGAGCUUAUGAUGAAACCUACUUGAAGAAAUACGACAUUAUUCGUUUGUAUCAUGAUUACCUUCCCCCUGGUGGUUAUCAUUACCUUCUUGAGACUGAAAACAAAAUCCUCGCCGAACAAGACGGCAAGGUCGAGCAAAUAGACAACGACAACUAUGGCCCCAGAGUUAAAGGAUUCUACGAGUACCUCGGUCCCGACGGCGUUACUUACAGAGUCGACUACACCGCUGAUGAGUUUGGUUACAAGCCCGUGGGUGUUCAUCUACCUUAAAUGCUCUAGUCACAAAAAUUGUGUAAAUUUUAAGGGAUA
This is a messenger RNA of Papilio machaon (common yellow swallowtail), 1066 nucleotides long. Its product is annotated as larval cuticle protein LCP-30. The transcript has 5 exons. The coding region runs from base 50 to 1027 and encodes 325 amino acids. NCBI's taxonomy places the organism in Eukaryota, Metazoa, Arthropoda, Insecta, Lepidoptera, Papilionidae. Gene Ontology annotation, cellular component: chitin-based extracellular matrix. Gene Ontology annotation, molecular function: structural constituent of chitin-based larval cuticle. The record is from RefSeq and is a predicted model, not a curated record.